UGCCGUCGGAGCGUUCCAGCAUGGAGCGCGAGCCCGGGGCUACGGCAGCCGCCCCUGCUGCGGCCGCGCUCUUCGCCUGGGGUGCAAAUAGCUAUGGGCAACUUGGCCUUGGCCACAAGGAAGAUGUGCUUUUGCCCCAGCAGCUGAGCAACUUCUGUAAUCCUGGAUGUGUCAAGAGGAUCACGGGAGGAGGGGGCCACUCUGCUGUUGUCACAGAUGAAGGAAGCCUUUUUGUCUGUGGCCUGAACAAAGAUGGGCAACUGGGGCUUGGUCACACCGAGGAUGUCCUGUAUUUUACCCCCUGCAAAUCCCUCCUUGGAUGUCCCAUCCAACAGGUGGCCUGUGGCUGGGAUUUUACCAUUAUACUUACAGAAAAUGGUCAAGUUCUAUCAUGUGGAUCCAAUUCCUUUGGCCAAUUAGGAAUUCCUCAUGGGCCUCGAAGAUGUGUGGUCCCCCAGGCCAUUGAGCUCCUGAGAGAGAAGGUUGUUAGUAUUGCUGCUGGACUGAGGCAUGCUUUAGCUGCAACAGCUAGUGGCACGGUGUUCCAGUGGGGAACUGGUUUGGCAUCAUCUGGACGGCGGUUGUGCCCUGGGCAGACUCUCCCACUGUUUUUGACAGCAAAGGAACCAAGCAGAGUGACAGGCCUAGAGAAUUCUCAAGCAGUAUGUGUUCUUGCUGGCUCAGACCACUCAGCUUCACUGACAGAUGCAGGAGAGCUGUUUGUUUGGGGAAGCAACAAGCAUGGGCAACUGGCUUCCCAGGCUGCUUUCCUUCCUGUGCCCCAGAAAAUAGAAGCACAUUGUUUUCAGAAUGAAAAGGUCGCUGCUGUCUGGAAUGGGUGGACACACCUGGUUGCUCAGACAGAAACUGGCAAGGUGUUUACCUGGGGCCGAGCAGACUACGGUCAACUGGGGAGGACAUUGGAGUCUGAUGAAGGCUGGAAACCAAAGAAGCAGGAUCCAUCCCUCCGCUACUCCAGGCCAUCAAAGAGCACACCCUCCUCUCUGCAUUGCUUAACGGGAGCAACUGAGGUCUCCUGUGGCUCAGAGCAUAAUCUGGCAGUGAUUGGCGGGACGUGUUACUCUUGGGGCUGGAACGAGCAUGGCAUGUGCGGGGACGGCACUGAAGCCAACGUCUGGGCCCCAAAGCCCGUGCCGGCUCUGCGGUCAUUGUCGGGACUCCGUGUGGGCUGCGGAGCCGGCCACUCCCUGGCCCUCUGCCAGCGGCCAGCCCUCCCUGCCCUGGGCCAGCGCCCCAGGGUCACUGAUCCUUUCCCAGAUGCCACCAAGGAAGCCGGAUCUCAAGAAGCCAUGGACCAAGAGAGAAACUGGAAAGACAGACAUGCAGAAGCUUCUCCCCAAAGCCAAUCUGACAGGUUCAGAAAUGGGGGGCUUGUGACAGAGACCCUUUAAUAAAGCAACUUUACCCACCCAAA
Messenger RNA from Balaenoptera ricei (Rice's whale), 1435 nucleotides. RefSeq names its product secretion regulating guanine nucleotide exchange factor (gene SERGEF). The transcript has 11 exons. The coding region runs from base 21 to 1412 and encodes 463 amino acids. Gene Ontology annotation, molecular function: ubiquitin protein ligase activity. The record is from RefSeq and is a predicted model, not a curated record. Lineage: Eukaryota; Metazoa; Chordata; Mammalia; Artiodactyla; Balaenopteridae. Gene Ontology annotation, biological process: protein ubiquitination; ubiquitin-dependent protein catabolic process.